AUGACAAACAGCAAAUGGAAUGACGAACGUGACUUUAUGAUACAUAACUGGAAACUGACACAACUGCGAACCUACAGAAAGAGACCAAUACCACUGGAAGCAAAGUCGGAUAGUGCAUGGUACAAUCCUCUCGCAGGGCCUAUUGUCUUGUCCAUGUGUACACGGGGGAACACAACAUGGCGCUACGACAAGAAUCUGCUGGCAACUCGCGAAGAAAUCGACAAUAGACUACUUAGUUUUGCACGAGAAGUCGACAAACGUCGUGCGCAUGCAAUGUCACAGUCUUGA
Messenger RNA from Cooperia oncophora, 288 nucleotides. The record is from the annotation of a GenBank genome assembly. NCBI's taxonomy places the organism in Eukaryota, Metazoa, Nematoda, Chromadorea, Rhabditida, Trichostrongylidae.